This is a messenger RNA of Brassica rapa (field mustard), 2726 nucleotides long. Its product is annotated as B3 domain-containing protein REM10-like. Gene Ontology annotation, molecular function: DNA binding. The record is from RefSeq and is a predicted model, not a curated record. Lineage: Eukaryota; Viridiplantae; Streptophyta; Magnoliopsida; Brassicales; Brassicaceae.
AUUAAUUAUUAACAAUGUUACGGCUGAGUUUUAUUCUUCGGCAUUAUUAAUUAUUAACAAUGUUACGGCUGAGUUAUAUUUUCCGGCAUUAUUUACUUUACACAAGGAAAAAAAAAAGAAAUCAUUUUCGUCCCAACGCGAAAAAAAAAAGAAAAGCUCUCGACGACAGGCGAUUUCGAAGCGUCUCGAUACGAAGAUGCCUAAUUCGCACAAACCUCAUUUCUUGAAGCCUCUGCUUCCCGAUUUCCACAGUGGCGUGACAAUACCACUUGGCUUCUUCUCACAGCACAUAGAAGGGAAGACAAACCGGAAAACAUGGAAACUAAGAUCGGACGCUACAGAUCAAACUUGGGAAGUGAUACAAGAAGGCAGGAGACUCACCGGAGGUUGGAAAGAUUUCACCACAGCACAUGACCUUCAAAUCGGUGACAUUGUCAUCUUCAAACACGAAGGAGAUAUGGUGUUUCAUGUCACACCAUUUGGUCCUAGCUGUUGUGAGAUUCAGUAUACACAUCCUCACAUCAUCAAGGAAGAAGCCGAUGCGGAUGAUGCUCCUUCUUUCUCAUUUGACUAUUGUUUUCAGGCUGAGGUCACUGCUUCGAAUCUAAAAGAAGACAAACUUUAUCUUCCUGAGGGAGCUACGACUUGUACUGCUUUGAACAAACAAUGCCAAGAGAUAAUACUUGUCAACAAAGAGGGAAAUUCAUGGACUGUGAGUUUGCGAUUUAGCGAAGCAGACGGCAUGUAUUACAUCAGAAGAGGCUGGAGAAAGUUCUGUCGUGCUAACAGAUGCGCCAUAGGAGACUUAUUUGUGUUCAAUGUGGUUGGAGAUGGGAAAACUACUCCACUAAUGUGUGUAUGUCCGGAAAGGGAAGAGUGAUUUUGAACCUAAACUUAUGUAUGUCGAACCAGAAAUUUAUGUAUGUCUCUUUUUAUGGCUGACUAAUAUUCAUAUUAUGGUUGAGUUAUUGUUUAUGUUAUUGUUUGAUUAUGACUGACUUCCACUGAACGUUAUAGCUGAGUUACUAUCUUAUUAUGACUGACGAAUACUCAUAUAAUGGCUGGGUUAUUGUUUGAUUAUGACUUAAUUAACGUAACGGCUGAGAUGCAGUGAACGUUAUAACUGAGUUAUUAAAACAUUAUGACUGACGAAUACUCAUAUUAUGGCUGGGUUAUUGUUUGAUAGUGACUUAAUUAACGUAACGGCUGAAUUGCAGUGAACGUUAUAACUGAGUUAUUAAAACGUUAUGACUGACGAAUACUCGUAUUAUGGCUGGGUUAUUGUUUGAUUAUGAAUUAAUUAACGUACUGGCUGAGUUGCAUUGAACGUAAUAGCUGAGUUACUAAAAACAUUGCGUCUAAAUUAUGAUUACAACACAUGACUACGCAAAGAAAUAGUGCCAAAAUAUGGCCAUACCAAACCCACAAACCACCACUGGAAACAUCAAACACUUCAUCUUUUCCGCUUUACCGAGUUCUUUCUCCAACCGACCAACGUCUACUCUCAGAUCUGAUAUGCCUUUGGUCAUGUCACUCAUCACCGAUUUCAUAUCUUCUACCUCUUCCACCAAGCACUCGUCCGCCCAUUUGAAUAAAUGUCUCUGAUUUCACCAACAUGCCCAGCUCUUAGUAUCACAUUGACAGUAUAAUGAAUAAAAUUAAAAAUCAAACCUUAAUAUAUCCUUUGCGACAGCAAUAGUACAGUCUUCCUGGAUUAGCCCGUGAUGCAGAUGUACAUAAUUCAGCGGGUUCACCACACCAACACUGUUUCGGCGUUCCUCUUUCCACAUGCCGGCGGUGAAAGUAAGUGUUACCAGACACAGAUGAUGAAGAAGACAUUUUCUUUGAAUGAAAGAGAAAUUGGUGUGAAAGACAAAGUUAAAACAAUAGUGGUAGUAAUAUAAAAUCAUUUUUUUAAAAAAAUUCAAAUAAAGAGGAAUAAUUUAAAUUAAUAAACUAUUAAAUGCCUCGAUAUUAGGUUUGAGCCGUAUUUUUCCACACACGUGAUGCACUUUAAUUAUGACGAAUACUCAAUCAAAUCAAGAAAUACGAAAGGUUCUUUAUUAUUUUAUCAAACACUUAAGUUGAAUUCGUAUUACGGCUGUGUUAGCGUCUAUAUUUUGGCUGAGUUAACGUAGACGUAUUGACUGAGUUACAUUAAAAAUAACAAUACCUCGAUUAUGUAAAUAAUCCGAUACAUGCGUGCCAGCCGUAUAAUAAUGAGUCUCGAUAUUCUCAAUGCAAACGAAAUUUCUCAUGCACAUAAUAAUAAGAGAAUAAAGGUCUCUAAUAAUAGUAGUCUCGAUAAUGUAAUGACGGCCAUAAUAAUGAGUCUCGAUAUUCUCAAUGACGAUGGAAUUUCUCGCACGUAUAAUAAUAAGAGAAUAAAGGACUCUAAUACUGGUCUCGAUUAAGUAAUGGCGGCCAUAAUAAUACAUUGAAAAUAGCGUUAACUAUGGCUUUGUAUUUUUACAAUAUAAGGCUGAGUUAUUAGUAUCUUAAUUCGUAUUACGGCUGAGUUACUUAACUGAAACACUGACGUUUGACGCAAACAAUUCCGGCUGAGUUAAACAACUUUAUAAAACCUUAACGGCUGAGUUAAACAACUUUAUAGAAACUAAACGGCUGAGUUAAACAACUUAAUAGAAACUUAAUGGCUGAGUUAAACAACUUUAUAGAAACUUAACGGCUGAGUUAAACAACUUUACAAAAACUUGACGGCUGAA